UGACCUUCCAAACUACCCCCUACCAUGCCAAAGUCGCCUUCCCAAAUUUCUCAUUUCAAGCAUUAUUAUUAUUAUAUAUUAAAACUAUAAUAUCGAUAAACGAAAUGGAAUAGACUGAUCCAAGAGUCCAAGACCCUUUGGCGACGAAUACUGCAGUCGUCCUCCUCUGCCAGCUUCGCCUUGGAAGCCCUGCUCCCUCCAUCAGGUAUUUAUCACCCACCAUCCCUUGCUGGCUCCAUAGGAAGUGCCACCAAAGAUCAGAAUCACACCAACCUCCCAAGUUCACCAUCAGUUCCUUAACCUCAAAUAUCUUAUGUUCUAGAAUUGGUUUUUUUCUCCCCUUGAAAGUAUAAUUAGAGAUCUAUCUUUUACUUAGGACUUUAAUGUUUUGUAUGUUUUUGUGUCUUUCUCAAGUGUUUUGGAGGAUGAAUGUUUUUUUUUUUUUUAGUAUAUCUAAAAAUAACUGAUUAGAACAAAAGGUUAUGAAAAAGAGCUUAUUUUAGUGGGAGAUUUGAGGUUUUAGGGUCUUGUCCUCUAUGGAAUUCUAAGGGGUUUUGUUGCUUUCUACUUUGAAGUCAAAUUUAGUAGUAGAUGCUAGUUGCAAACGCUACUUGUUUUGGGCAGCGCUGCAACUCUGCAAGUGAUUGAUUCCCUAAUAGAUCUAGAACUCUUCUUUCAUUAGUUCAAUUAUACCUCAAUAGGGUGCUCUGUUUUGAUGACGGAGAGGAAGAUGCAGCCUUUGUCCUUUGUGACCAAGAGAUUCCUCUUCUUUGUCGUCUCUCUGUCCAUCUUCCUCUUGGUUUUCUCUUGCUCCACUCUUCUAAGGUCGAGCAGUGGGUACCUCAUACCUGAAUCAGUUCUUAUGCUAGUGCUUGCCAAUAAGACAUCAGAGCUCAGCACCCGAUUCAGGGAUCAUAGCUAUCAUCAUCUUGAGUUAUUGCCUCCUCCUCCUCCUCCUCCUAUGAAAUAUCGAAUCAGUGUUCGACGAAAUUCCAAUUCUAAGAAGGAUGCGAGGGUCUCAGGUGAAGGAAAAAGGAAACGAUGUGACUCGAAUCAGGCUUUGCUCAAGGUUUAUAUGUACGACUUACCUCCUGAGUUUCAUUUUGGACUGUUGGGUUGGAAGGGGAGAAAAGAUCAGAUAUGGCCGGAAGUUCGUAAUCGCAUCCCGACCUACCCGGGUGGCUUAAAUUUGCAGCACAGUGUAGAAUACUGGCUUACAUUGGAUCUUCUCUCUUCGAAUUCUCCGGGUGUCGUCAGGCCUUGCUCGGCAAUUAGAGUGAUGGAUUCGAGCCAUGCAGAUGCGAUCUUUGUGCCAUUCUUCUCAUCAUUGAGCUACAACAGGCAUUCUAAGCUCCAUGGGAAGGGAAAGGUUGGUCAGAAUAAGCUUUUGCAGAAGAAAUUGGUGGACUACUUGAUGAGCCGUGAGGAGUGGAGGAGAGCGGGUGGAAAGGAUCAUGUGAUUGUAGCCCAUCAUCCGAACAGCAUGUUGGAGGCUCGGAGGAAGCUUGGGUCGGCUAUGUUUCUGCUCGCAGAUUUUGGGAGAUACCCGGUUGAGAUUGCGAAUCUCAAGAAGGAUGUCAUUGCUCCUUACAUGCAUGUAGUGCCUUCAGUUGGCAAUGAUUCAGCCCCAUUUGAAGACCGCCCUAUAUUGGCCUAUUUCCAGGGAGCAAUCCUCAGGAAGGAUGGUGGCAUGAUCCGCCAGAAACUCUACAAACUUUUAAAGGAUGAGAAAGAUGUCCACUUUGCCUACGGAAGUGUUCGGGAGAAUGGAAUCAGACAUGCAGGUCGGGGAAUGGCUUCAUCAAGAUUCUGUCUUAAUAUAGCAGGAGACACCCCUUCGUCGAAUCGCCUCUUUGAUGCAAUUGUGAGUCAGUGUGUCCCCGUGGUUAUAAGCGAUGACAUCGAGCUGCCUUUUGAGGAUGUCCUAGACUAUUCGGAGUUCUGCGUCUUUGUACGGGCUUCAGAUGCUGUCCAGAAAGGUUUUCUGUUGAAUCUACUUAGGGGAAUCAAACGAGAUGAAUGGACUAAAAUGUGGGAAAGAUUAAAGCAAAUUGCACAUCAUUUUGAGUAUCAGUAUCCAUCCAAGCAGGGAGAUGCUGUUCAGAUGAUCUGGGAGGCACUUGCUCGCAAGAUCUCAUAUGUUCAUUUGGAACUUCACAAGGAGAACAGACUCCAUCGAGCAGAGCUCAUGAACUAAGGAAAAUUGGAUGAAAUUCAGAAGUCCUAUACCGCAGCCUUAGGAUUAGUCUUUAGAAGGAAAAUAUACUGAUUGGAACCCUUUUGCUGCAGAACUUUCUCUUAGUUAGUCGAUAAAGACCUGUAAGAAUUUGUGAAUAGGUCAUAGAUUUUCUGUUAUAAAUUUCAAUGCAUACCAUUGGAACUUACCAAGUAGAUUUUUUUCA
Molecule: messenger RNA, 2402 nt
Organism: Phoenix dactylifera (date palm)
Lineage: Eukaryota; Viridiplantae; Streptophyta; Magnoliopsida; Arecales; Arecaceae
Source: RefSeq, a predicted model, not a curated record